This is a messenger RNA of Botrytis deweyae, 828 nucleotides long. RefSeq lists its product as uncharacterized. Lineage: Eukaryota; Fungi; Ascomycota; Leotiomycetes; Helotiales; Sclerotiniaceae. The transcript has a single exon. Bases 1 to 828 code for a protein of 275 amino acids. The record is from RefSeq and is a predicted model, not a curated record.
AUGUCCGCUAGAAGGAAAGAAUUCCAUCAAGGAGCUUCCUGCGAACUAUACCACACGAACUUGUCUUUCCAAGAAGAUCUACAGCCAUCUUUCGGCCCAUCCAGAUCACCCAAUCCAAGCCAACCUUGCCCUCCUCGACAUAUAGGCUCCUGCUUUGAAUCACCGAAUCCAGAUGAUUCUUGCACUUAUCCUAGAGACUGUUCCGAACCGGAAGACUAUUCGCACCCCAACAACAUUUGUCCGCCACGAUGUAUAAGAUCUUGUAUUCGAAAGAAGAAUCAAGAUGAUUUAUACAAUGAUCUUGGAGCGUGUGACGAAGAAUCAGCGAUUGAUGAUGAUGCUCCAGGAACACGAAUUCCUAUAAUCAUCCCAAAUACCGCCAGAGACAUGAAUGAUAAACGGCAUUCACAUAACCAAGUUCAAGAUGAUGUCUAUUUCCCACUGCCAAUUCGUGCGGAUCAGCGUCGCAAAAAUCAUCGCAUCAGUCAAAAUGACGAGGGGGAAAAUAUACCGCUGCCACCAUCUUGCUCCUCAUCUAAUAACCCCGAUUGCCUACCUCAGAAUCCAUUCUACAACAGCUCCAAUGAUCAGAUUGAUCUACUGACCGAGAUACAUAGACUUCAUGAACGAAUUGAUUUACUGGAGAGCAACAUUCCGGGACAUGUGGAAACGACAGCUUAUUGUCGAUGCAGUUGCCAUAGGUCAACACGACCUAUGACGCCUCCACCGGAUAAUUAUUGGCAUGAAAACGAGCCACAACUAUUUCCAGAUCCAAGAAAUGAUUGGGAUGAAAGUGGUGAGCCUGGUUUUUCCACUCCAGUGGUGUGA